AUCAAAGAAGAAAAUGUUGGUAUCAAGGAAGAUAUUAUUGAAGAUCAGUUUCCAAACUUUUGGGCCAUGGGUGAAAAUGAACCGGAACAACUUAUUUAUAUGCAGCCUGAUAAUCAUUCCAGAAAACGUCGAAAAGAUCCAAAGGGGCAUUAUGAGUGCGAUAGAUGUAGACGAACUUACAUGCAUAAGAAAAGUUUUCAGCGACAUAAAAGUUACGAGUGUGACCAAGCGCCUCGUUUUGAUUGCAAUUUUUGCGACUACAAAUCUAAAAGGAGACACGAUUUGUCUAAACAUAUGAAUACUUGUCGUUUUAGACCGAAUACAUUCGAUGGAUAAUAAAAAAAGGACAUUUGCGAUCAAUGUUA
This is a messenger RNA of Belonocnema kinseyi, 365 nucleotides long. Its product is annotated as longitudinals lacking protein, isoforms A/B/D/L-like. The record is from RefSeq and is a predicted model, not a curated record. The transcript is spliced from 2 exons. Bases 67 to 336 code for a protein of 89 amino acids. Lineage: Eukaryota; Metazoa; Arthropoda; Insecta; Hymenoptera; Cynipidae.